CUGGACCUGGUGACGGCGAUCGCCAUCGGUUUGAUCGCGGCGGGGAUGGCCAGCGCGCGGCUGCUGGAGAGGCAGGAGCUGGACAGCGUCGUGUCCGUGCCGCUGCUGGAUCAGAGCUUCCUUUCGACCGGACUGGACGCCAGUGACGCGGACCCGUUCUCCGCCCGGGUGGGCCUGGUCGCGCUGCGGGGGCGAUUCUCGGUGGCGUCGUCGAGCAACCUGGUUAGCACCAUUGGCCAAGACAUCCAGGAGCACGAGGUGGUGAUAUUCGACUUCACCGAGACCGCGUACAUGGACGACAGCGCGGCCAUGGUGGUGGAGCAGAUGAUUGACGUGGCGCUGGACGAGGACACGGAACCGAUUGUGAUGGGGCUUUCCGGCCCCGUGGAGCGGAACCUGCGGGCGCUGAACAUACUGCACCGCGUUCCGGCGGACCGCUUCGUGAGCACGCGGGACGAGGCGCGGGAAGUCGCGGAGAGGAUACUGACCGCGUAA
This is a messenger RNA of Geodia barretti, 495 nucleotides long. NCBI's taxonomy places the organism in Eukaryota, Metazoa, Porifera, Demospongiae, Tetractinellida, Geodiidae. The record is from the annotation of a GenBank genome assembly.